Chlamydomonas reinhardtii is the source of this 3221-nucleotide messenger RNA. RefSeq lists its product as uncharacterized. NCBI's taxonomy places the organism in Eukaryota, Viridiplantae, Chlorophyta, Chlorophyceae, Chlamydomonadales, Chlamydomonadaceae. Gene Ontology annotation, cellular component: membrane. Bases 331 to 1989 code for a protein of 552 amino acids. The record is from RefSeq and is a predicted model, not a curated record. The transcript is spliced from 2 exons.
CUGGCCAGGCAAAUGCCGCGGCUGAAAUGCAAUAGGCGCGCAACCGAAGCUGCCGUACAUCGCGCGCCAGCAGGUUUUUUCAGGCCCGCCAGCGCCGCUCUGCAGUUAUACAAACAUACUCCAGACACAGGCCAAUACAUCCAAGUCAACGACAUCGCACACAGUGCAAGAAACACCACUCGAGCUACGUCUCGCGCGAAAACACUCUUGUCCUACCUGCCGACUUGGGCCUGCGUCUCUCGACAGCCGGCUGAGCCUGUCCUAUUACCAUAAGCUCAUACAUCUAAGGAGCCAGCCCAUAUGGCUCGCUCUUCAGCAAGUCGCCCCACGAUGGGCGCCUUGGCGCUGCUUUUGGUGGCGAGCUGCUUUGUGGGCGGCGUGUUCAGCGCUCGCAUGGCGAAGCUAGCGCUAGAUGACUCCGCCUCUGUGUCGGACGCCUCCGCCUCCUCUGCCGAUCAGCAGCAGGAGCUGGAGUCCGUGGUGACGGCGCUGGCGCACAUGAACGCCGACAGCGAGGCCAUGCGCCGCGUGCUGGCGUCGGGCGUGUACCCACCGUCGCCCGCCCCUCCCAGCCCCAGCCCGUCGCCUCCCGCGCCUCCCUCCCCCUCUCCCCCGCUUCCUCCCGGCCUUGCGCUUGAGGCGGAGCACUACGUGGCUGGCUUCUCUGCUAACGCCACCAUCGUGGCCGACCUGGAUGUGACCAGCCAGGCAUCUGUGGAUGCCUUCAUUGCCGCCUUCAUCCAGCUCACCGCCACCGCCCUCAACAUCGACCCCGCCAACGUGUACGUGACGCGCGUGACCAAGGGCGGCGCGUCCAGCGGCCGCCGCCGCGCCGCGCUGGAGCAGAGCGGCGCUGCGGAGCGUGUGUGGUCUGCGUCGGAGCUGUCUGCGCUGCUGCCCGGCGCUGGCCUGAGCCUGCUUGCGCUCCAGCGCGUGACGCCCGCCGAUGACGCCACCGUGGCUGGGCUUCGCUCCGCCAAGCUUGAGCUGGUGCUGGGCCCAGGUGCCAAGCUGCAGCAGGCUCGCCGCAGCGCUCAGCAGCAGCAGCCGUCGUCUACUGCGGAUGUGAUUGUCGACUUCACGGUCGUGACGCUGGUGGAGGUGGCGCUGCCUCCCUCGCCGCCGCCCAGCCCGCCGCUGCCUCCUGGCGUGUCUGCUCCUCCCACCGCUCCUGUUUCGCCUCCUUCUCCUCCUCCUCGCCCUCCCCGUCCUCCUCCGCUGAACGUGGCUGUCCUGACAUCCGCCCUGAACGCUUCUUGGGUGAACGAGGCCCCCUCUCCGCCUCCCUCGCCUCCGCCGUCGCCUCCCUCGCCCAGCCCGCCUGCGCGCGUCACGUCGGUCCGCGUCAGCCGCAUGCCCGCCCAGGGCACUCUGUCGGGCGACAGCAGCAAGCCCGUGGUGUGGUACAACGACGCCAGCUUCCGCAGCUACCGCAAGCCGCGCAGCCCGCUGAACCUGGUGUUCUGGAGCGCACGCCGCCAGUGCACCGCCACGGUGGGCGUGUGUGGCGGCUGCCCGCGCGCCUGGGCUGUGCCGUCCAACGCCACGCAGACCACGACGACGCUGCCUCUGUACUUUCGCGAGCCCAUGCAGCUGGACAGCAUCACCAUCACGCAGCUGCAGAACCCCGGCGUGCUGUCUGUGGAGCUUCUGCCGUGGCCCGCCACGCCUAUCCCUGAGCUGCCCGGCGUGGCGCCUGUGUCUGGCCCCAAGGGCCAGCCCGUGUAUUCGGCCGCGUCUGACAGCACGCCCUGCGGCGGCGACCUGGUGAUCAGCGUGCCUUCCGACCGCUCGGGCAGCUCGGAGAGCGUGCCUCCUCGCGGCAGCCAGUCGGAGCUACCGCCGCGCCUGCGCCGCACGGCCGUGGGCGGCAUCCGCAUCACCGUCAAGGCGCAGGCCAAGGGCGCCAAGCCCACCUUCAUUUCGUCGGUGCGCUUCAGCGGCCGCGUGCUGUACCCGGCCAACCCCGCCGCGUACGAUGGCAUGUAAGGAGCUGGCAUAGGCAGGGUAGCUGCUGGCUGAGUGGCUGAGUGGUAGUUAAGCAUGGUGGCGGCUUGCAUGAGAGCAUUGGUAAAAGCGGACAACACGAACCCAAUCCAAGUGAUGCAUGCAAUUCAUGUGCGGACAACCUAGCUUAUGGCAUUUCUUGAUUCUUACGGCGGUGGCGGCGGUGGCUUAGUAAUACCAGGACCUAAUCAUGCAUAUUCUUGCGGCCCCGCACUGGGGCACACUAGCUUAUGACGGACCCUGCUGGCUGGGUAACGGUGACAAUGGUGAUGUUGUUAUUGAUUGAUUGGUGUGGAUCAUGAUUGGCCUCUAGCACAUAGAGCUGGCCCUAGAACGCAGCACGCAAUUCGUGUGGUGCAGCAGCGCUGAACAGGUGCAUGCAUAGCAGCAAAAAGCUUAGGUCCGUGUGAUUGACCUUACAGGGGGCGUUGGGGAAGGGAUGUGGCCACCAGCACGACACCUCGUGGCUGCGCCGCAAUGCGUGAAUGCUAUGAUUGAGGGCACGGCCCUCAGGUCCCACAAGCAAGGACCGCAGUGAACCGGUCAACGCUUUGUGUAAUCCACUACCAGAUGAAGCUUGCUGUCCGCUCCAUGCCUCAGCCGCCACCGCUCCAGCCACCGCAGCCGAAAAUCUGAGUGCCGGCGUGCAAUCUGGGUCGGGUCUGCAGCGCACCGUACACCGCAAUCCUGGGAUGUUGGGAUGGAACGUGGCUGAAAAUCGAGGGCCGAUCUAGGCUGUGCGUCAAAUGCCACGACAUUCGACGGGUGUCAGUACAUGCUCAGCAUGUCACAGGUGUGUCCGGGCGUAUCGCAGUUAUGGGCUUAUGGCACCACAAAGUACAUGAUGUGAAUGGCAGCGGACUCUGACGUAGCGUGUGUGCAGGGGAAUGCAAACAGAGCGGGCGGUGAGCCAUGGCAACAUCCCUUGCGCCAGGGGCCGCGGCCUGCGAGGCCUGUCCGUGCGAGGCACCUCCGAUGCCCGGAACCCCACCCCGCGCUCAGCCCCUUUGUACCCUUUCGGUGUGGUGUUUGUGCAUGCAAGCUGUAGAUGCAGAGCAUCCAUGGGGGAUUGGGGGAGGCUAAACUGACAACAGCCAGUUGCGUGGCCAGCCUGCGAGCAGGGCGGCACGCGGGUCGGACACGGUCCAGCAUGCGUGCAACGGGCUCUGAGUUCCUGCGGCCCAAGGUGCUGCUGGAUAGUCAUACAUAUACUG